Messenger RNA from Ascochyta rabiei, 486 nucleotides. RefSeq lists its product as uncharacterized. Gene Ontology annotation, molecular function: long-chain fatty acyl-CoA binding. Bases 1 to 486 code for a protein of 161 amino acids. The transcript has 4 exons. Gene Ontology annotation, biological process: fatty acid metabolic process. NCBI's taxonomy places the organism in Eukaryota, Fungi, Ascomycota, Dothideomycetes, Pleosporales, Didymellaceae. The record is from RefSeq and is a predicted model, not a curated record.
AUGGUCACAUUGCAUGCUCUGUCCAGCCGACUAGCCUCGUUUUGGGGCAAGGACGUCACUGCCACGCGCGUCCCACCAACAGACCGCUUAACCUGUUCUCGACCCCACCCCGCGCCAUCAUCCCUCACCAAAACACGUCUCCCAUACAAAUCUUCCAAACACAACAACACCACAACCAAACUACCAAAAAUGCCUUCCGCAAAGUACACCGAGACCUACCAGAAGGUCAGCAAGAUGGGCGAGAAGCUCAAGGCUGCCGGCAAGCAGGGUCCUAGCAACGACGAGCAGCUGAACCUGUACGCCUACGCUAAGGUUGCCGAGGGCAAGGACUUCAGCAAGGCCGAGAAGCCUGGCAUGUUCAACCUCGCUGGCAAGGCGAAGUACAACAAGUGGCAAGAGCAGGUCAACGCCGGCCUGAGCCAGAAGGAUGCCGAGGACAAGUACAUCGCGCUUGGCAACGAGCUGCUCAAGAAGCACGACAACUAG